This is a messenger RNA of Physella acuta, 483 nucleotides long. RefSeq names its product matrilin-3-like. Lineage: Eukaryota; Metazoa; Mollusca; Gastropoda; Physidae. The record is from RefSeq and is a predicted model, not a curated record.
UUUCGAGGUUUCCAGAAACUUUUAUUUUCUUCUCUAACUGCGCUUUCGUGUUGUCGCGCUAGACACAUCUACGACUACAGGCAGUAGGCCCUACCGCGCCAAGAUGUAUCUACAGCUGUUUGCAGUCGUCUGCUUGGUGGCGCCGCUGAUGGUCAUGUCUGCGCCUGCCCAAUCAAAUUGUAACAAAACGGAGUUAGAUGAGUGCCUGGCCCAGCCGAUGGACCUCUCCUUCGUCAUAGACAGCAGCAACAGCAUCAACAGGCCCAACUUCACCGAGGCUCUGUGGUUUGUGCAGAACAUCAUAGACAACUUCAACAUUGGGCCCGACAAGGUGCGUGUAUCAACCAUCACCUACGGCUCUGAUGUCCACCCCAGCAACAGAAUCGACUUCACAUCCUACAAGGACAAGGACUCGCUCAAGGCCGCUAUCAGCCUUAUCGAGCGUGGGGAGGGUCUCAGCACACGAACAGACCUGGGCAUUCA